Messenger RNA from Boeremia exigua, 2205 nucleotides. Its product is annotated as fungal-specific transcription factor domain-containing protein. Gene Ontology annotation, molecular function: DNA-binding transcription factor activity, RNA polymerase II-specific; zinc ion binding; DNA binding. Gene Ontology annotation, cellular component: nucleus. Bases 1 to 2205 code for a protein of 734 amino acids. The record is from RefSeq and is a predicted model, not a curated record. The transcript is spliced from 3 exons. Gene Ontology annotation, biological process: regulation of DNA-templated transcription; DNA-templated transcription. NCBI's taxonomy places the organism in Eukaryota, Fungi, Ascomycota, Dothideomycetes, Pleosporales, Didymellaceae.
AUGCCAAGUGAAUCUCCAGAAGACAACCAGGCUGAGGCCAAUGAUCAAGCCAAGCCCGUGACAGAAGGUCUGGCCUGCAAUGGUUGUCGAAAGGCUAAGCUGCGCUGUUCGCGAGAUCGCCCGAACUGCUUGCAUUGUCGGAAAACUGGACUUGACUGCAUAUACGAGUCGAAACGAAUCAAACCGGGCCUCAAGUCAGGAGCGGUCGAGAACCUACAUAGAAGACUAGAUGAAAUAGAACAUCGCCUAGCGAAGGGAGACGUGGAAUCCACCAAACGAUCCCGUAACGACGUUGAUGCAUCAACAGCUAAUGUCGGUGGUGGUGGAGAUUCAGUAGCUCAGAGCAUUCUUGCGCUCCUGGCAAGAGAGCUUCCAAAACUGGUCACCCAAGGACAGAACGAGUCUACACCAACAUCUGAAUCGAGUUUCCAGACCUGCAAGCGACGUCGAGAAGAUGACGCCCUAGACAUUACGUCACGAAUGGACGAUGCGCCGUCCCUUCCGACAGCAGAUAUCUUGGAGCCCAUAUUGACUGCCUACUUCACACAUGUUCAUCCUUGGAUUCCAAUGAUACAUCAGAGUCGUUUCUUUGAGAGAGUUGCGGAUGAGACACAACGCGAGCAGUUGCUGAUCGUCAUCCAUUCUAUGGUGUUGGCUGCGUACAAAUUCGUACCAGGCGCAGGCAUAUACAUUCGUGCCCAAACCAGAAACUGGAUCAUCUGCAGCGCCAUGGGGAGUCUUAAGCUCGAGCAUCUGCAGGCUCUGAUCAUCCUAGCGUUCAAUGAUUUUGGAGACGGAAAUGCCGAGAAGGCUUGGUCGAUCAUCGGUUCCAUGACUCGAACCGUAGAGUACAUGCAACUGGCACAAGAGCAAGAGGAAGGCGAGCAACGACCAUUUUCUCAACCAUUCGCGCCCCUGCAAUAUGCGGUCCACUGGACCGAAGUGGAAGAAAGACGGAGGGUGUUCUGGAACGUAUUCCUUCUCGACAGGUUGUGCUCAGUAACACAAGGCUGGAACACCAGUCUGACUUCCGACGAUGUCUUUCGAAGACUUCCAUGCGAUGGCUAUCUUUGGAGGAAAGAAGAGCCUGUUUCGACGCCUUAUUUUGGAAUCUGGGACAAGUCGAAAGGCCGCAUUGGAAAUCCUAUCGAUUUUAUGUCCCGUCAUCCAUCACCAGGUCAUGGCAGCAGCAACGUUAAGUUUCAUGACACAAUUGGCGACCCUCCAACUAGUGCGCCUUAUCCUCAAUACCAACACUCGGACAUGUCAACUGUCGGUGCAUUCGCCUACAACAUUGAAGCGACCGAAUCCAUGAGCCGCGUCAUGAGUUACUUCUUGCAGCAGAAAGUGAACGUGCGCGAUCAGGGCGAUAUAAGUUCGUGGCUUACCCGAUUCAAAGAGUUGGAUCUGCGAUUGGUUCACUGGAAGAUGUUACUACCACAAAAAUGGAAAGCAAAUCCAAACCUUACACGGCAGGUUCCACUUAUGGAUCCCAAUCUUACGACUGCACACAUCACACAUAACGCCUCCAUGAUCCUUCUACAUCAGACAAUCGCUUAUCCUCCGUUGCACUGGGGUUUUCGAAAUCGACUACCAAGCGGCUGUAGCGCGGAAGCCUGCUAUUUGGCAGGCGUGGAAAUUGCCACAAUCACUCAGAAGUAUUUGAGCAAGUCAUUGAGUAAUUCUCCAAUUGGAAGCCAAUACGCUUUCUGCAUAUUCAUUGCUGCUCGAGUUCUUCUUGUCCAUUGGCGCUAUGAGACAGAAGACCAGUUACCUGCGGAAUUUUGGUCACUUGUGCAUAGCUUGGAUGAGAUGUCUUUACGAUGGCGCGCAUCUGCUCAAGUAUCGUCCCAGACGCAAAACUUGUUCGGAAAAUAUGCCUCACGUCUCAAGGAGCUUUACGACAAGUGUUCGACAGAUCCGAAUUAUCGAAUUGAUGUCAUGAAUUACACAAGCGAUAUCCAGGACCGUCACCCUGAUUCAGAUUCAGUCUUUGGAUACAGUCUUUGGCCAGUGGCUCCCCAACCCGUUACACAUCUUAUCCCCGAAGGCACCGCAAUUCUCCCAUCCAACGCUCCGGAAUCAAUGGACUUCACGUCUAUCCCAUCGCUUGAUCAGAGCUUCGUUGAUCUGGACCGCGUUAUUGCCUUCGAUGAUGGAAGCAUGUUCACAGCAGCGUUUGAUGCUGCAGCUGUAGGCUGGUAG